This is a messenger RNA of Paramuricea clavata, 164 nucleotides long. The record is from the annotation of a GenBank genome assembly. NCBI's taxonomy places the organism in Eukaryota, Metazoa, Cnidaria, Anthozoa, Malacalcyonacea, Plexauridae.
AUGGUUCUGGAAGCAGAGGGUCGAGUUAUAGCGAACAUGAUUCAACCUUACGCUUUUGAACCGGUUGAAACCGAUUCGAGUGGUGACCAUGUAGUUUCAGAAGAAAUGGCUUCGGAAUCUUCGUCCAGUUCUGACAAAACCACCAGACUUCAGGACACGAACUG